CACCCGGCAGGCUGGCCGGAGCCGGAGGGGACCCGCACGCCGGCUUUGUUGUGGAAAUCCUGGUUACCUGGCUCUGACCCACACCAUGGACAACUUUCUGCACUUGGCCUGAGCGGAGAGGGUCGAGCCCUUGGAGACUGCCCAUCCUGCUGGCCCCAGGCUGUUCAGAAUGACUGGAAGGGCAUGUGGCAUGAAUCUGCACCGGACGGCAGGGCCCCCCCAGGGGCCCGGGAUGGCCAGUGGCCCCCACAUCCCUACUCUGCGUGCCCACGUGGGGACUCCCCUUCCCUCGCCUUGUGGCACCUCCCCGAGCCCAGGUCUUGGAAGCUUCACCAGCAGCCUCCAUCUCAAGAUGCCCACAGGAGGAGGGACAGUCUCCCAGGGCAACAUGGGCGAGAGUCUGCUCCACUUGCCGGCUCUGAGUCCCCGGAGACAAGCACUGACCAAUGGCAAGCCUCGGUUCCAGGCCACUCAGGCUGGGGCACUGGCCGGGCCACAUCUUGUAAAGCCAAAGCAGCAGGAGUUUGGAAGGCCGUUUCCUCCAAAUCUUGGGAAAGGGGCUCUUGGCUUUGGGUCUCAGUGCAAGUCCAUUGGAAAAAGCGGCUGCAACAAUCUAGUGGUCACCAGCAGUGCCAUGAUGGUUCAGCGACUGGGACCCAUGUCACCGCCAGCAGACCAGGUCUCAACCGCUGGAAACCCGAUCAGUCCUAGCUCCCAGAGGGCAGUGAAUGCAGGCAGACUCAACCUACCUCCUCCAGAUACCAGGUCCCUUAUUUCACGUGAACCCCUGGUGGCCUCCGCUCUGAAUCUGACUGAGAGUCAGGCCGCGCCGAGCGUUAAACAGGAGUGGUCCCACGGCUACCGGCCUCUGCCCUCGCUCCUCUCCAGCCACGGUUCGCAGAACGGCGCUGACCUCGGGGACAUCCUGGGUCUCCCCCCUGGGACGGCCAUGUCCAGCAGCAGUGUCUCCACUUCACUGCCUCCCUACCUGUUUGGCGUGGAGGGCAGCCACUCCCCGUACCCCAGUCCCCGGCACGCAUCCGCCAGGUCCCACCCGGCCCGCUCCAAGAAGAGGACCCUGUCGCUGUCCCCGCUGUCCGAUGGCAGCAUCGGGAUUGACUUCAACACCAUCAUCCGCACCUCACCCACCUCCCUGGUGGCUUACAUCAACGGCUCCAGGGCCUCCCCGGCCAAUACGUCCCCGCAGCCCGAGGUCUAUGGUCACUUCCUGGGUGUGCGUGGCAGCUGCAUCCCCCAGCCGUGCUCCGUGCCAGCUGGCCAGAAGGGUCUGCUGGUGGCCAGCAGUGGCCUGGCACUCCCGGCCUACGGGGAGGACGGCGUGGCCGAGUCCGAGUCUGAGCGUAUGCAGCAGCUGGAGCAUGGAGGUCUGCAGGCUGACCUGGUGGGCAACAUGAUGGUGCAGCUUGGCCAGUCUGCUGGCCUGCUAAAGACUGAGCGCCUGGAUGACUUCCCGGGGGCCCCCCUGGACCUGCCCUCGGUGCCUCCUCUCCCUCCCCAGGGCCCCCCGCCACCCUACCAUGCCCAUCCACACCUUCACCCCCAAGAUCUGGGCCCCCACAGCCAGCCGCUGCCCCUCCCCCAGGCCACCCUGGAGGAGGAUGGGGACAUGGACGAGCUCGGGGACAGGCACUGCUGCCACUGGAUAGACUGCAGCGCCCUGUAUGACCAGCAGGAGGAGCUGGUGCGGCACAUCGAGAAGGUCCACAUUGACCAGCGGAAGGGCGAAGACUUCACGUGCUUCUGGGCGGGCUGUCCCCGCAGGUACAAGCCCUUCAAUGCCCGCUACAAGCUGCUCAUCCACAUGCGAGUCCACUCCGGGGAGAAGCCCAACAAGUGCACGUUCGAAGGCUGCAAGAAGGCCUUCUCCCGGCUGGAGAACCUCAAGAUCCACCUUCGGAGCCACACGGGUGAGAAGCCGUACCUGUGCCAGCACCCGGGCUGCCAGAAGGCCUUCAGCAACUCCAGCGACCGUGCCAAGCACCAGCGGACGCACCUGGACACUAAACCUUAUGCUUGUCAAAUUCCAGGAUGCACCAAACGCUACACAGACCCCAGUUCCCUCCGGAAGCACGUGAAGGCACAUUCUUCCAAAGAGCAACAAGCCAGGAAAAAGUUGCGAUCCAGCUCGGAGCUCCACCCGGACCUGCUUUCUGACUGCCUCACUGUGCAGCCCCUGCAGCCGGCCGCCUCCCCUCGAGAUGCCGCCGCCACCACCGUGGACAGGGCCCUGGGAUGCUCCCCGGGGCCAGGGCCUGACCUCUAUCCAGCUCCUCUCUUCGCCAGCAAUCACUCGAGCCGAAGUGGAACAGCUGCCGGGGCCGGGCCACCCCCACACGCUGUCAGUCACCCUUCUCCGGGACAUAAUGUACAGGGGAGCCCCCACCACCCCCCCUCCCAGUUACCUCCACUCGCAGCUGUGGACGCGGGAACUGAGAGGUUUGCCCCUUCUGCUUCGUCUCCGCACCACAUCAGCCCCCGGAGAAUAACAGCCCCCUCCUCGAUCCUGCAGAGGACGCAGGCCGCACUCCCCCGGCCGCCGCCCGGGGCUCACCUGAAGUCCUACCAGCCAGAGACGGGCUCUCCUUUCCAGCCAAACAGCGUCCACGUCCACGGAUUUUAUGGCCAAUUGCAGUCCCUCUGCCCUCCGCACUACCCGGACUCCCAGAGGACCGUGCCGCCCGGCAGCUCCUGCAGCGUGGUGCCCUCCUUCGAGGACUGCCUGGUCCCCACGUCCGUGGGCCAGGCUGGUUUUGACGUGCUCCACAGAGCCUUCUCGACUCACUCGGGCAUUACAGUGUACGAUUUGCCUUCGGGCUCUUCCAGCCUCUUUGGGGAGCCCCUUGGCGGCGGGCCAGAAGACCCCACGUUCUUGCAGAUCAGUGCAGUGGACCGCUGCCCUAGCCAACUCUCUUCUGUCUAUACCGAAGGCUAACCGAGUCUCCCCUGGCCUUCCCGGGCACCCAGAACCCUUCUGUCACCGUCCCCUUUGGUUUCCACACUCUGGUGGACUCCACGAAGGAUGCCAACGGAAUGGGCAGCGCCACCGCUGGGCCGUUGAAGGCAGGACCCGCGGUUGGAGUGAGGCUCGGCCCGGAUGUCUCCAGUAGCUCUUCCUUCUCCCUGGGUCUGCUGGGCCAGGCGGCCGGCAGGACUGUUUCUCCAAAGGGACUUCAGAGCCUUGCUCUCUGUGGGCUCCCUGUUCCUUGCUGACCGCCAGCCCUCAAGGGAGACCAGUGAAAUGACACGCGUAUAUGAAGAUGUCAUCGGGGGGAUCCACCUUGCGGGAAAGCCCAAAGAAGGCAGGGCACCCUCAGUCCGCUCCCUCGCUGCUGGCCCGGGGCAGUGCAGGCACUAGAGAAAUCGGUGUCCAGACACAGUGUGGGCUCAACGCUUGAGUUCCCGCCCCUUUCUGGCCUACCAUUCCCCGGGGCUGGCUGCCCCUCUCCUCUCAGAUUAGCCCCGAUGCUAACCACUCGCUGCUCCAGCUUCCCCAUGAAGCGCUGUCAAGCCCAGUCCCUGGAAGGGCACUCCGACUCGUUUUCUGAUCCAGCCGCCUGGGUCCGUUCUUUCCUCUGAAAGAUUUGCUAUUUCUAUCGACUUAAGGAGAAAAUCGCGUAGGGAUGUGCCCCUUGGAUGGGAGUAAUCAUUAGCUUCUUCAUCUCCCUAGCUGCAUCCACGCUGCCUCAGCUGUCGCACUCCAGGGCCUGUGGGCACUCCAGGAAUGCCCUUGGGCCGUGCGCAAAGACUACCUGAGGGCAAUGAGGUGGGCACCGGCCCCUCCCCAGGGCUGGCAGGAACUCCUGUGGGUGGCGUGUUUGGGGAAUUCUGAAGUCGAAGGCCUUGUUGAAAGGAAAUGGUCCCCUGCCACUUUUCACCCAUGGGCUCUGCUCGGGCGCUCUGCGGUUCUAGAGCGAGGCACGCACUGAGUUGUGUGUGAGGGGGACAUGUGAAGGAGGUCACAUGUCUAGUUGUUCCCAAGCCUCUGCUUACUGCCUUCUGCAUAGAUGUUCACCUCUGUCUGUCCAGCCCCUGCUCACCUUAUCUCUUCCCAUCCUCUUCUGACUGCCUGGCCGUCAACUCUUGGGACUCUGGCCUAAGACAGGUAGAGGGGACAGUACCUGUGGGCACUCCAAGGAUGUCCUUGGGUCGCGAGGGCGAUGAGGUGGACACCGGGGCUGGCGGGACCUCCUGUGGGUGGCCUGUUUAGGGAUUCUUACCAUCAGUUGGAGGUAUUGAGGCCAAGGCUGAAUGGGAAGUUGCUUUCUGUGACUGGUUUAGGAAGCGAUGAAAAGAUCUUAGGGUGUCCAAAAAAGGCACCCUGGCGGCAUCGUGGUUACCAUCUGGACCGUUAGCCACAAGGUCAGCAGUCCGAAACCGCCUGCCGCUCCACGGGAGGCAGACGGCUUUCUACUCCCAUGCAAAGUGCCAGUCUCGCAAGUUCACGGGGACGGUUCUGCCGCUGUGAGUCGGCACUGACGUCGUGGCCGUCGGUUGCGGAGGCCAUCAGGACUGGCCAAACCCCACAGGGCUGAGGAAGGCUGGCAUCCAGGGGUGGUUUCCUUCAUUUCUCUUUGAAAAAAAAACCAAAAAUGUUUUCUGGCCCCCAAAUAACACGAUGCUCUCUGUCAGCCAGAGCGCAUGAUCAUCUACAAGGUAAUUCAGCGACGUGGAGUCAGGGUGGCUUAGGACAGACCUGGCCUCCCCGGAGGCUUGCAAUCUAGUCUGCCGCCUACCGUGGAAUAAGAUGGACUGAGAACCAGGCUGGUCAUGUCGGUACAGUGCACUCAGUCAAGGGCAGGUUGGUUUUUCUGGGGAGGGGGCCCUGCUUGGAGGAAAAGCCCUCCUUCAGAUGCCCACAUCUGCCAAAGAGAGGGAGUGCUCCCCUCGCAAAAGGACCCGCGCCAGGCCGCCUUUAGCAAGGAUGGCUCAGACCCAGCGCCGGAUCCUAUUGGCCGGCUGCCCCUGUGGGCCUUGUCCCUUGACCAGACAAGAUCACAAAGCCCACUGACACUGGUGUGCCAAUCACACCCCACCCCCACCCCUCUCACCCUCCCUGGCACCCUGGGAAGAAAGGUAAAGACACACCCCGGUGACUUGAGAGAGGCCAUCCCUCUGUUCUUCAGUCCAGAACCCUUUGGGACAAAGGCCACGGAGAUUUAUAUCCUUUGUGCGAGGCGAUGAGAGGACACUCAAGGUUGAGAUGGCGGUGGUGGGCCUUGGCUGGGUUGACAUUGUGGGAGGACAGGCCAAGAAGGAAGCCCUCCGAUGCCGUGUCUCUCGAAGGCUGAAGGAGGUGUCUGUGUUCGAUGGGAGGCCUCCCCCUGAAACCCGAAGCUUAGGAAACUUUUAAGCUUCUUGAAGCUGGGGCAUGUGGGAGAAGUCCAGAAGCCUGGGUGCCCUCCUUGAAAAGCAGGAAUUCUCAGGGGGCAUUGGGAACCAGAGGCCAGUGUGGCCAAGGCCAGGUGGCCUCUGGCAUCCCUCCGUGCACCCCACCAGUCAGGGCCAGGGGUCCCCAUCUGGGGCCUUCAUUCUAGGCACUCCUCUACCCUUUAAAAUCGCCCCUUGCUUCCUUUCACAUUGUAGUGGAUGUGUGUGUGUGUGUGUGUGUGUAUGUGUGUGUGUGUGUACACGCUUGACCAUUAUCUUUGGAGUUA
Echinops telfairi (small Madagascar hedgehog) is the source of this 5675-nucleotide messenger RNA. It is a transcript of the gene GLIS3, whose product is annotated as GLIS family zinc finger 3. Gene Ontology annotation, cellular component: nucleus. Lineage: Eukaryota; Metazoa; Chordata; Mammalia; Afrosoricida; Tenrecidae. The transcript is spliced from 11 exons. Gene Ontology annotation, biological process: regulation of transcription by RNA polymerase II. Gene Ontology annotation, molecular function: DNA-binding transcription factor activity, RNA polymerase II-specific; RNA polymerase II cis-regulatory region sequence-specific DNA binding. The coding region runs from base 170 to 2953 and encodes 927 amino acids. The record is from RefSeq and is a predicted model, not a curated record.